Solea senegalensis (Senegalese sole) is the source of this 1648-nucleotide messenger RNA. It is a transcript of the gene ascl1b, whose product is annotated as achaete-scute family bHLH transcription factor 1b. Lineage: Eukaryota; Metazoa; Chordata; Actinopteri; Pleuronectiformes; Soleidae. Gene Ontology annotation, cellular component: RNA polymerase II transcription regulator complex. Gene Ontology annotation, molecular function: RNA polymerase II transcription regulatory region sequence-specific DNA binding; DNA-binding transcription factor activity, RNA polymerase II-specific; protein dimerization activity. The record is from RefSeq and is a predicted model, not a curated record. The transcript has a single exon. Bases 200 to 811 code for a protein of 203 amino acids. Gene Ontology annotation, biological process: sensory organ development; positive regulation of transcription by RNA polymerase II; neuron differentiation.
GUUUGGGUCAGAUCGGCUCGUGUAGUAAAGCAGCGGUGAGACUUGGACUAGAGUUGGCCACACGGUCCCCCACGCGAAGGACACGAGAGCGGUACACUGCCAAACCCUGUGCGCUCUUCUUCCUCCUCCUCUUCUUGUGCCACAGUUUGGGUCUGCACUCGCCCCCUGCAUCCAUCACUUCACACGAGCUGUCAACGAGAUGGAAACUACAACCAUCACCACCACGCAGACUGCAUUCACCUUUGGACUUACAGAAAGACACGCCAGCCUCAGCCUGCACGCACCGGCACAGGAUUGCGCCGCCCCCGUCGUGCGCCACGACACCGGCGCUGCAGGCUACCAAAGCAAAACCAAGGUGCUGAAGAGACAGCGCUCCAGCUCCCCGGAGCUGCUCCGCUGCAAGCGACGCCUGAGCUUCAACGGCCUCGGCUACUCCAUCCCGCAGCAGCAGCCCGUGGCCGUGGCCCGGCGCAACGAAAGGGAGAGGAACCGGGUGAAACAGGUGAACAUGGGCUUCCAGACGCUGCGUCAGCAUGUGCCAAACGGCGCCGCCAAUAAGAAGAUGAGCAAAGUGGAGACGCUGAGGUCUGCGGUGGAGUACAUCAGGGCUUUACAGCAACUCCUGGACGAACAUGACGCGGUCUCGGCCGCUUUCCAGUGCGGGUUGCCAUCUCCAACACUUUCCAACAGCUACUCUGCAGACCCGGAGUCUCCGCACUCCACCUACUCGUCAGAUGAAGGCGGCUACGAGCCUCUGAGCUCCGAGGAGCAGGAGCUGUUGGACUUUACAACCUGGUUCGACAGGUACUGAGGCUGUGCGCGUCAAAGGCAGGCGGCGGCGCCUGUGCGUAAAAGCAGCUGACUUCUCCAAGAAAUGCUGACAAAGACUUGAUGAAGGCGUCGGAUCAGUCUCGCCCCGCGUCCUUGGACGUGAUGCAGUGCCUCCCUCCCUCACCCGGGGCUACCUCUGCUACCUCAGAGUGAGAGAUAGUAAGAGAGGGAGGGGGAGAGCGAGAGAUCGAGAGCCUGUUGUUGCAUUAAAAUCACCCUGAAGUCCCACAAGGAGGGAGCUGGAUUCACUGGAGGUGAAGAGAAGUGUUGAUGUUUGAAUAAGUGCAAUUAAAAGGUGACACAGCAGCAGCAGCAGCAGCAGCAGGCUCUGUUCUGUGGAGACGGUGCUGUGGCUCCACGUGAACUUGUUCUAUGAGUGUUUUCAUCAGAGCAGGACUGCCUUAUGUCUGUGGGAUGACACACAACAAAGAUGAAGCAUCGACAGACUUGUCUCUUGUUCGAGGUGUUUUCAUUCCCCAACCUUUUUCUUUUCAUAACAAACCUGUAUGAUACACUGACCUGUUUUAACAUGAAGACAUAUUUUUGUACUUUGAGAGUGAACAACAGUUACUGACACUUUCCCUGACAGUGUUUUAGACAAAGACAGUGAGUUUGGAGAGUUGGAUUUAAGUGACUGGAGGCUACUACCUGUGACAGACUAGUUUUUUGUUUGUUUGUUUUGUUUUUAGUUCAAAUAGCGAUAGGUGGUGAGGAGACCUUAAUUAAUGUAUGCACUUGUUCUCCAUUUCCAGUAGCCUAAAGUGUAAAUAAUUGAUUUUAACAGAUAUAUUUUUGUGUAAUACAAUUUUUAUAAAUA